CCUGAGUAUUCAGAGUGGCAAUUGACGGUGGGUUUCGGCAGCUCGGCGGAGGGGAACCUCUUCCCACACCUGUUUAUUGGUAGUUGUCACGCAACGUCGCCUGAAUCUGGAAGCUAUAAGUGUCAGGAUUCAGAGUGGCAAUUGCCAGUGGGUUUGCAGGUCUUGCACGGGACUAAAAAUAAUAGUCGGCUUGGGAUCCUUCCACCUACUUCGUCAACUGCACAGUUUUCUUUAAACGCCAAAAUUUUACCUCUCAUUAGAAUCGCCACGUCCUUUUUGUCAGGUUUCUCCUUUCGCCACGGGUUCCGUCUUUCUUUGGGCUUCGCCAUUUCACCAGGUGUUUCGUCUUUUGUACUUUCUAAACUCAGGUUUCAUCUUUCGUCAGGAGUUCCUCUUUUCGCUAUGG
Messenger RNA from Dentiscutata erythropus, 406 nucleotides. Lineage: Eukaryota; Fungi; Glomeromycota; Glomeromycetes; Diversisporales; Gigasporaceae. The record is from the annotation of a GenBank genome assembly.